GCCGUCUUAGCCGCUCUUCCUUCCAGCUCGCCUCGGACGUCAGCGGCCGUCGGGUCCUAUGUCGCGCCGGGCCCUCCGAAGGCUGAGGGGGGAACAGCGCGGCCAGGAGCCCCUCGGGCCCGGCGACCUGCAGUUUAUACUCCGUGAUGACGAUGACGUGGAAGAAGACGGGUCAAAACGGGUCUCGGGUGGCCGGCGCCCCGGGGGCACAGGAGCAGACGGCGUCCGCGUCAACAACCGGUUCGAGCUGAUAAACAUUGAAGAUCUUGAGGAUGACCCUGUGGUGAACGGGGACAGGUCUGGCUGUGUACUCACAGACACUGGGGCACCAGGGAACAAAGGAAGGGCUCGGCGUGGAAACACAGAGACCAAGACAGAUGGAGAUGUGGCCAGAGCAGCGCCCCCAGAACAGUCUAAUGCAAGUGGCAAACUCCGAAAGAAGAAGAAGAAACAGAAAAAUAAGAAAAAUAGUACAGGAGAAGCUUCGGAAAAUGGAUUGGAAGAUAUUGAUCGCAUCUUAGAGAGAAUUGAGGACAGCAGUGGGUUAACCCGCCCAGGCCCCACUCCACUGAGCUCCAAGAAGCAUGUUCUGUAUGUGGAGCACAGGCAUUUGAAUCCAGACACAGAACUGAAAAGGUAUUUUGGUGCUCGAGCAGUCCUGGGGGAACAAAGACCACGACAGAGACAGCGUGUAUACCCCAAGUGUACGUGGCUGACAACCCCCAAGAGCACCUGGCCCCGGUACAGCAAACCAGGUCUGUCCAUGCGGCUGCUGGAAUCCAAAAAAGGCCUCUCCUUCUUCGCGUUUGAGCAUAAUGAGGAAUACCAGCAGGCGCAGCACAAGUUCCUGGUGGCUGUGGAGUCCAUGGAGCCAAACAACAUCGUGGUUCUGCUCCAGACAAGUCCCUAUCACGUUGACUCACUCCUGCAGCUCAGUGAUGCCUGCCGGUUCCAAGAGGAUCAGGAGAUGGCACGAGACCUCAUAGAGAGAGCGCUGUACAGCAUGGAGUGUGCGUUUCACCCCCUGUUCAGUCUCACCAGUGGAACUUGCCGGCUGGAUUAUCGUAGGCCUGAGAACAGGAGCUUCUACCUGGCCCUCUACAAGCAGAUGAACUUCCUGGAGAAGCGGGGGUGCCCACGCACAGCACUAGAGUACUGCAAGCUCAUUCUAAGCCUUGAGCCAGAUGAGGACCCCCUGUGCAUGCUGCUGCUCAUCGACCACCUGGCCUUACGGGCCCGGAACUACGAAUACUUGAUUCACCUCUUCCAGGAGUGGGAGGCUCUUCGGAACCUGUCCCAGCUCCCAAAUUUUGCCUUCUCUGUUCCAUUGGCAUAUUUCCUGCUGAGUCAGCAAACAGACCUCCCCGAGCAUGAGCUUAGCUCUGCCAGGGAAAAGGCCUCUCUUUUGAUCCAGCAGGCACUCACCAUGUUCCCUGGAGUCCUCAUGCCCCUGCUCGAGUAUUGCAGUGUGCGACCUGACGCCUCUGUCUCCAGCCACCGCUUCUUUGGACCCGACGCCGAGAUAAGCCAGCCCCCUGCUCUGAGCCAGCUGGUGAGUCUAUACCUCGGGAGGUCACACUUCCUCUGGAAAGAACCUGCCACCAUGAGCUGGCUGGAGGAAAAUGUCCGUGAGGUUCUUCAGGUGGUGGAUGCCGGGGACCCUGCUGUGGAAGCCUGCGAGAGCAGGCGGAAGGUGCUCUACCAGCGCGCACCCAGAAAUAUCUACCGCCACGUGAUCCUCUCUGAGAUCAAGGAAGCCGUUGCCGCCCUGCCCCUGGAUGUGACCACGCAGUCUGUGAUGGGCUUUGACCCUCUGCCACCUCCGGACACCAUCUACUCCUACGUCAGACCAGAGAGGAUAAGUACCGUCAGCCAGGGAAGCACAAUCGCUCUCUUCUUUCGAUCUUUGUUGCCAAAUUAUACUGUGGAGGGGGAGAGGCCCGAGGAAGGAGUGGCUGGGGGUCUGAACCGCAACCAAGGCUUGAACAGGCUGAUGCUGGCUGUGCGCGACAUGAUGGCCAACUUCCACCUCAACGACCUGGAGGGGCCGCAAGAAGAUGAGGCGGAGGCAGAGGCGGAGGGGGAGGGGGAGUGGGACUGAGCGUGCAGAACCCUGCGCUGUCACUUAUGUUCCUGGUUUCUGUUCUGGUUGGAAUCGGCCAGUCACUGAAGUAGAAAUGCUGACUGUGUCGUCGACCCGUCUUCUGUUUCUCUAUAAAUGUCACUGGGCCAUGCUC
Carlito syrichta (Philippine tarsier) is the source of this 2237-nucleotide messenger RNA. It is a transcript of the gene TCF25, whose product is annotated as transcription factor 25. Gene Ontology annotation, molecular function: protein binding. The coding region runs from base 59 to 2101 and encodes 680 amino acids. The record is from RefSeq and is a predicted model, not a curated record. Gene Ontology annotation, cellular component: RQC complex. Lineage: Eukaryota; Metazoa; Chordata; Mammalia; Primates; Tarsiidae. The transcript has 18 exons.